Messenger RNA from Pedinophyceae sp. YPF-701, 522 nucleotides. NCBI's taxonomy places the organism in Eukaryota, Viridiplantae, Chlorophyta, Pedinophyceae. The record is from the annotation of a GenBank genome assembly.
AUGUUGGACCCUAGGAAAGAGAAGGAGAGGCGAUUGGAAGAGUGGCGGAAAAAAUGCGAGCAGGCGUUUCUGUAUUUCGAGACGAAGGAAGGGACCAACAUCAUCGAGCAGUCGGACUUGGGUUCCGUGGUACGGUCCCUGGGGCUGAACCCGACGGAGCAGCAAGUUGACAUGAUUCUAGGACGCGUCAAGGAGGUCAGCAGGGACCCGGAGGCAGGUUUCGUCCACCUGGACGCUUUCCUCAAGGCGCUGCCCAAGAUGCUGUUGGAGAACCCGUCACAGUUUGUGCGUGACAGCUACCACAAACUCAUGCGGGCGUUCCGCGCGCUCGACAAGGACAACAACGGGUACAUCACGUCCGAGCAGCUCGUAUCAGCGCUGCGAUCAGACGACUUCGGCGGCACGGGCCUGUCGGACGAGGAGGUGGAUCAGGCGCUGCUCGCGGCAGCCGACCCGGAGGACGGCAGGAUCUACUACGAGGACUAUGCAUACCUGUUGGCGUAUGACGGGCGGGAACUGUGA